GUUUUUAAGGUAAUUUAUAUCCCAAAUGUAGAGCGUAGGUUCCUACUUAAGCCCGCGUCAGCGUUUAUUAAAAAACUGUGAAAUCCGUCCAGACUUUUGUUUGCAACAAUCCUCAAUUAGCCAACUAAACAACAACAGCAUUCCCUCGAAAAUUCUGAGCGCAAUACAAUUUUUGCACGGCAAUGGCCAAUCCAGAUGAUGACGAAUCUAUAAAUGAUUUAAGUCAGGACUUGUUAGCAGGAACUGGAUAUUCGCAAAUUCAACUAGAUAGUCAAAUGCUCGUGGACAACAUUCUGGAAUUCGUUACUCAUGUGAAUGGCGAUGACACCGUACCACCGACGUAUACUCAGGAGUCGCAGAAUGCGAACGAGACCACUGACUUACCUAUCGAUCCGACCGGAAAGUAUCCCUCCACGGAAGAGUACCACCACCCUGGCGUGCCCUUUCUGGUGGUGUUACCCAACACCGAAGGGUCCGGGUUCGUAUAUUCGGAAAAUCUUCAAAAACUGUUCCUCAAAUUGGACAGCGUUUGCGCGUUCGAAGCGAAACAUAACGUGCCUGGUGGGCGCAACUUUUAUCUGCGUGCCAUGCUGGUAUCGGUUGUGCCGGAAUCGCAGCACGAGCCAGUCUUGCGCUGCCGCAAUCAUCAGGCAACCGACGAAGGCAAGGAGUUCGAGAACAUCAAAGAGCACGUUGUCCGGUGCAAAAACGAGCAGCACGAAUACGUUGGCCGAGGUACGGGAGCGUUCUUCGAGGACCGGUACGCCGUCCGGGUGCCGCUUGGUGCGGAUACCGUGGGUACCAAACUAACGCUGCAGUUCACCUGCCAAAACACUUGCUUCAAUACUGGGCUGAGGAAAACGGCACUAGUCUUCACCCUAGAGGACGAAGUGGGACAUGUUUGGGGGCGGCAAAUAAAGCACAUUAAAAUCUGCACUAACUACCGGCGCGAUAUGCUGAACGAAGAGAAAGCGAAACUGGUGGGAAAUGUGCCAGCCGUUUUAGGAUCGAAAACUUCUCAGCACGCCGGACGGCCACGAAAAAGACGCAUGCACGAUUUUACAGCAGGACCGUCAGGCAGUCGACGGCCAGCUCGUACACAGAAUCUAAUGAUUGAACGACAUGAGAUUCGAUUGGUAAUGCCGAGCGUACGGAUGGCGAAACGGGUGCUGGAUAAUGCGAUUGGGAUGAUCUCCGCAGCGGUUUUGCGCGUAGAAGACGAGCACACCAAGGCGGAGCUGAUGCAUUAUGUCGAUACAAUUCGAAAGGAGCGCCAAAAUCUGACAAUAUCCAAUAGCCAGUGCAGUGCCGAUAGCGAGCUGCUUUGAAUUGAUUAUAGAGCAGUCCAAUCGUGGGUAAAACUU
Messenger RNA from Anopheles coustani, 1364 nucleotides. RefSeq lists its product as uncharacterized. Gene Ontology annotation, cellular component: nucleus. The transcript is spliced from 4 exons. Gene Ontology annotation, biological process: regulation of transcription by RNA polymerase II; apoptotic process. Gene Ontology annotation, molecular function: DNA-binding transcription factor activity, RNA polymerase II-specific; RNA polymerase II cis-regulatory region sequence-specific DNA binding. The record is from RefSeq and is a predicted model, not a curated record. Bases 183 to 1328 code for a protein of 381 amino acids. NCBI's taxonomy places the organism in Eukaryota, Metazoa, Arthropoda, Insecta, Diptera, Culicidae.